AUGAAGCCCUUCCCAGGUCCAUAUCCAAAAGGUUCCCAAGAAAGAGCGUUUAACUAUCGAUUAAGUAGAGCUCGACGGAUUAUUGAGAAUGUGUUUGGUUUGCUGGCGACAGUUUUCCGAGUAUUUAGAAAGCCUAUUCCAUUACACCCUAAGAAAGUUGAAAGUGUAGUACUUGCUUGCAUUUCUCUACAUAACUUUUUAAGACGAAAUGCACAGUCAGUACUGAUGUACACACCACCUGGCACAUUUGAUAGUGAAGAUUUAGAUACUGGUUCAAUAACACCUGGAUCAUGGAGAGCAGAAACUGAGGGAAGUUUACUUGAUUUACAGCGCAUCCCAAGAAAUGCUUCUCAAGAAGCUAAAGAAAUCAGAAAAGAAUUCGCCAAUUUUUUUAUUUCAGAAGAAGGAAAAGUACCAUGGCAAGAAAGAUUUGCAUAA
Molecule: messenger RNA, 438 nt
Organism: Metopolophium dirhodum (rose-grain aphid)
Lineage: Eukaryota; Metazoa; Arthropoda; Insecta; Hemiptera; Aphididae
Exons: 1
Coding region: 1-438 (145 amino acids)
Source: RefSeq, a predicted model, not a curated record